Messenger RNA from Oryza brachyantha (malo sina), 909 nucleotides. RefSeq lists its product as uncharacterized. NCBI's taxonomy places the organism in Eukaryota, Viridiplantae, Streptophyta, Magnoliopsida, Poales, Poaceae. The transcript is spliced from 2 exons. The coding region runs from base 195 to 617 and encodes 140 amino acids. The record is from RefSeq and is a predicted model, not a curated record.
CCAUCCCACUGGACCCAGUAAUGAUGGCGUCUGGUUUUCAACAAACACGGACUCUCUCGGAGGCCGCCGCGUCGUUAGUGGCCUCCUCGAUCGCCUAUUAAAGCCUCAAUCUAGGGUUUGGGCCUCCGCGUAAUCCUGUUCCUAUCUCUAUCCAAAAUCUCUACGGUGUUUUCUUUUUUCUUUUUCCCGUUUCCAUGGCGGCGGCGGCGGCGGCGGGGAAGAGGAAGCCGGUGUUCGUCAAGGUAGACCAGCUGAAGCCCGGGACGGCCGGCCACACGCUCGUCGCCAAGGUGCUCAGCUCCAAGACAGUCGUCCAGAAGGGCCGCGCCGGCGCGGCCCCGGGCCCGGUGGCGCGUCCCACGAGGAUCGCGGAGUGCCUCAUCGGCGACGAGACCGGCUGCAUCCUGUUCACCGCCCGCAACGAGCAGGUUGACCUGAUGAAGCCUGACAGCACUGUUAUUAUCCGCAAUGCGAAAAUUGAUAUGUUCAAAGGAUCAAUGAGGCUUGCUGUGGACAAAUGGGGCCGCAUUGAAGUCACUGAACCGGCAAGCUUUAAUGUAAAGGAGGACAACAAUCUCUCACUUGUGGAGUAUGAACUUGUCAAUGUUGAAGAGUGAGCUCAUGUUGAUUUCGAUGUUAUUCAAAAGUUGUGUUCCAAGCCUAUUGGUCAAAUUCUACUCUUGAGUUGUCAAGAAAGUGAAAGAUGAAGUAGCAUCUGAGGUUAUAUUGUAGUGGUUGGCCUGAAGCCCUGAACUGCUUCAUGUCCUUUAUCGAGCAUUUCCGUGUACUGAUGUGUAUUAGGUGCUGCAGCGGUUGUGGUUGUAAGAACAAAUGUGAUGUGCUGAUGAUUAGUCAAUUCGCUGCUGCAUUUUGAGCCUCCAAAAGAACAUGCAUUUCUAGAUUGUCUCC